AGUGGUAAGUGACGUGACGACAACACCUCAUAGAAACCUAUUGCUUGUGUAAACAGACCCACCCUAUUUUCCAGGAUUUUUGGAGAGGCAGGCUCAGUAAUAUGAGACUUGAUUUAUUUGAAGUUCCUAUAGCUCACAGUACACGUUUUAUAUAAAUUUAGAUAUACAUAAUACAUUUUUAAUCUUUUAAUGUGUUCUUCAACUCUGCCUGUGUCUUUUAAUUUUAAAUGUAACAAAGUAUAAGGCCCUCAGUUUCUGUUAUCCCUGAUGAAUAAUUUUAGAUUGUGCUGCCAGUUCUGGUUUCUGUAACCUGCCUUGAGGUGUCUACCAUAGUACAAUCAAGUGGCGCGAGAGGCGGCACUUCUUUAAGGGACUGAAAUACUGAAAAUCUUGAACAACUUUCAGUUAUUUUGAAAAGAACUGCACGAAAUAAUAACGCAGUGAACGAAUCUGUUAAUCCAGAUUUUUGUAGGUUUCUUUUGAUUCAUAUUCUGUUUCGUUCUAACCUGUAUAGGUGAGCGUCAUUGAUGGCCGAGUAUAUGAUUGGCUGCGCUGCUCAGGUAGCUGCACGUGAGGUAACGCUCGCGACUUGCCUUCAGUUCCAGCGCUUGGCGUUUGCUGUAGUUGUAUUCUGUGAUCAAAACUCGGAAGAAAGCGGCGUAUAAUCGAAUGAAGAAAAGAUAGUCUCACAUAUAGCAGUUUUAGACAGAUGCAUAUUGUUCUCUUUUUUUGAUCGGGGUUUUUAAUCGGCAAACCGGUUUGUUUAAAUCCGUUGUUUGGAGGCGUCAUCAAACCAACCUGCUUUAGAACGAAACGCAAGUUACUCGGUGUAUCGGAAGCUCUUCGUGACAAACGUUGAAAACUGGCUUUGAUGAGGAUGUUGGAUUUGGAUUUCCUAGUGGUUAUACACCUGGUCAUGCUAGGUUUUUGGACAUGUGAAGCUCAAGUGUGUGGUCAGCCUCCCAUAACUAACAGGAUUGUUGGAGGAACUAAUGCACUGGACGGUGCUUGGCCAUGGCAAGUGGAUAUUCAGACCAGUGUGGAUGGUCACAUUUGUGGAGGUUCCAUUAUCUCAGAAGACUGGGUUUUGUCUGCAGCACAUUGCUUCCAACAGCCAAUAACUACAUCAAUUUAUCUGCUUUACCUGGGCCGGUACUAUCUCAAUGGCAAUAACCAGUAUGAACAGCAAAAGAGUGUGGCUAAUGUGGUGAUUCUGAACGGAUAUACAGAUACCGAGCAUGGCAAAGACCUGGCUCUGGUGCAGCUAGAUAGCCCAGUCACCUGGUCAGACUACAUUCAGCCAAUCUGCCUGCCUUCUGCCAGCACCCUGUUCCCUGAUGGAAUGCCCUGCUAUGUCACCGGUUGGGGCUACACCCAGGAGGGUGUUUCCCUUGGUGGUGCGGGGAUCCUACAGCAAGUGGAAGUGCCCAUCAUUGAUCAAAAUACCUGUCAAUCAAUGUACCAGAUUGGGGCAGUUAGUCCUGUGUCUGUUCUGUCGGACAUGAUCUGUGCUGGCUAUCAACAGGGUGGCAAAGAUUCUUGUCAGGGGGAUUCAGGUGGACCUCUCGUGUGCCAAGUGAUAAAUAACACCUGGGUGCAAGCUGGAGUGGUGAGCUUUGGGGAUGGUUGUGCCCAGGCCAACCGACCUGGCAUCUAUACCAAACUGUCCAGCUACACUGACUUCAUCAAAAGCAACGUGCCUGAUGCCCAGCUCAUCGAACAGAGGAGCAUAAAGGAGCAGAAAUCACAUGGUUUCUCUACCUAACUAGCUGGCUAUGAGCUUGUGGUCUUCCCUUACUGAGACUGUCCCUUUGCAGUCUAAGCAGCAGUGAGGGAAGUAACUUCAAACCAUCUUGAGUAUUACAGGAUGGUAAAUUUCAUUUACACUGGAGGUAAAGGGUCUGUUUCUUGCUCAUUAUUUUUUUGUUUAAGAAUACUGUAUACCAGGUAAAUUCUGUUCACUUGACAGUAAUUCUUAAUUUAAGUACCGCAUAGUUUAUUGUACCAUUUACACAUUAUCUGUCUGAUUCUUCACUCUUAAUGUGUGUAUGCUGAGGAGUCUAGAGCAGACCUCUAAAUAGAGGUAAAGGGGUUUCUUGUUCAAUAUUUGCUGUUAAUAUGACAACACUGCAGGGGGGCGAAAAAUCAGUUCAUUUUAAGUUAAUUUUUGGUUGCCUAGUUUUGGUCACCCGAGGUCAGUUUCUGCUUGGUUAAAUUGACUGUGUAUUGUACAUUUUUAUACGUUUUGCGUUUGCUUCCUAAUUGUAUUUCAUUUAUUCUUUCCUUGUAUUUUCCCCCUCAUGUGAAGUGUGUCAUUGUCAUAUCAGUAACAAUGUCCUGUUUGCACACCCCUGGGCAUUGCCCCUAUUAGAGUAGAUUAGUGGCAGCUGGUUUCAGUCCCUUUUAUCUAUCAAAGUAAAAAGAAAUAAAUAAAAAGGCUAUUUUCAUGUAUUCCAGAUUUGUCUUGUUUCCCCUGCUCAGCAUCCCAUUGCCAUUAGAAGCGACGUGAAGCAGGUGAUUUCUUGUGAAAGUCAUGAGCUGCUAGAAGAAGUGAUGAGAACUUUGAGCAUCCCAGCAGAUUAACUGUGAAGAUGCAUAAAUAGGUUCUGUCAGCAGAAAUCUAGCUUGAUAGUGUGGUGCUGAGAGAGUCAGCCACCAAAGAAGAUUGAGAAUGUGGCUAGACCCUUGGGAGAACAGGAUAGCUAAUUUUGCCUGAAGACCUGAUGUUCACCAUUGGUGUCAGCAAAAUGACUUCUGAAAUUUAAGGGUGAUGUAUUGAGUUCUUUUUUAUUUUGGCAGGGCAACCAUUGACUUGCCCCUUUAAUGACAGGGGAAGGCAGGACCAGCUGGAUAGUCAAAUAUCUGUUUCUUUAGUAAAAAGAUGAAAUAUGUUGUAAAUAUGUUCCUUGCCACUGUCGCCUAUGGCUUACUCACUGAGGGCUUUGGGUGAGGAUGCUGUAAAGCGCUUUGAGACAAGGUAAUGUUGUGAUAAUGCGCUAUAUAAAAAUAAAUUUGUUGUUUGUUGUUGUUGUAAAAA
Molecule: messenger RNA, 3037 nt
Organism: Brienomyrus brachyistius
Lineage: Eukaryota; Metazoa; Chordata; Actinopteri; Osteoglossiformes; Mormyridae
Product: serine protease 33-like
Exons: 8
Coding region: 872-1765 (297 amino acids)
Biological process (GO): proteolysis
Molecular function (GO): serine-type endopeptidase activity
Source: RefSeq, a predicted model, not a curated record